Emys orbicularis (European pond turtle) is the source of this 618-nucleotide messenger RNA. It is a transcript of the gene PRRG2, whose product is annotated as proline rich and Gla domain 2. NCBI's taxonomy places the organism in Eukaryota, Metazoa, Chordata, Testudines, Emydidae. The record is from RefSeq and is a predicted model, not a curated record. Gene Ontology annotation, cellular component: plasma membrane; extracellular region. Gene Ontology annotation, molecular function: calcium ion binding.
AUGUGGAGGGCGCCCGUCCUGCUCCUGCUGGGCCAGGUUUUCGUCUCCAGCUUUGCCAGCACCCCCCGCAGGCAGCGGCCCUACGCACCACUCGGGGGGCAAGUGUUCCUGGGUGCAGAUGCCGCGCAGGGGUUCUUGGGGCGCCGGCUCCUCUACAAUCACUGGGACUUCGAGCUGGUGACGCCGGGGAACCUGGAGCGCGAGUGCAGGGAGGAGGUUUGCAACUAUGAGGAGGCGCGGGAAGUCUUCGAGAACGACGUUGCAACAAAAGCCUUUUGGGAGACUUAUCCCCACAAUGGGAAAGGCGGGAGCUCAGACAGCCCCGGGGUGGACGUGGCCGGGCUGGUGGCCGGGCUGGUGGCCGGGCUGGUUCUGAUGAUCAUGGUCGGUGUCAUUGCCAUGUACUGGGUCAAGUACCGGUCCAAGGAGCGCAGGCACCGCAGCGUCCACGUGCCCCUGAAUCCCGACGUGCCCCUGACCUGCCUCCCUGGGGACCCCAAGCCGCUGGACCCCCCCGGGCUGCCCUCGUACCAGGAGGCACUGGAGGCGUCGGGAGUCCACGACGCGCCCCCCCCGCCUUAUCCCAGGGCUCCCAGCUCUUCCACCCAGCCCCGCUGA